GGAGUAUUUUAAUAAACCCUACAUUACGAAGGUACCUUCUUAUACACACAAUAAGUGCCUCUUGUUAAUGAAAGUACCUUCUUCCCUCUCGUCGACGUUAAGCAAUUCUCCAUGGCUAAUGCUUUCUCCGAAAGACGGUGGUUGUAUGCUGUACAAUCCGAAAGAAGGCAAGAUCGAAAGGAACUUGGUGGGAGACUUUCCAGGGUGUCGAUUCCUGGCAAACUCGGGUAACUGGUGGUUGGUGUUAGAUUCUGGAUCCAAUUUGUCUAUCGUAGACGUCUUUAGCAAGGAAACGAUCCAUCUUCCGUCUCUAGAGUCGAUUAGGUCAACUACUUGUUCUAUCAAGCGCGUGGGAGAUAAAAGAUUUUUAAGGCUAGAUAGAACCAAUAUUUUCGUUGAACAGGAUUAUGAUGCCAUGAGUUGUGAUGAUGUGAGGGGUCUUUUGUGGGUAGACGAGGGAGAAAAAGAUUACGUUGUGGUGUGGUUCUUCGACCACGAGUAUAACCACGAUUACGUAAGCUUUUGCAAGAAAGGGGAUACUCAUUACACCGACAUCCCUCUGUUUUACCCAGACAACCACUGGUUUAAAGGCUUAUCCGAGAUGGUGCUACGGGGUUACACUCUUUAUAUCACAACGAGUCGUCGUUUUGUUCGAGUCGUGGAUCUGUCUGGUUCUUCCUUCAGGGAGACUACCAGGCCGUUCCCAAUGCUUUCAUGUUAUGAAACAUGCGAUUCUAGCAUUGCGGUAACGACAUCAGGAGAAGUUUUGUUGGUUGAGAGUGAUCCGUGGAAUAGGAGCUGGUUCCGCGUCUACAAGAAGGAUCCUGAUUUAAAAAAUCCAGAUUCCUCCUGCCAUACGGUUCUUGAGGUAGAUUCUCUUGGUGGUGAGGCCCUGCUUCUUGACUUGGGUUUCACGGUGCCUGCUAACGUUGCCCUUGGUAUCGAACCAGACUCCAUCUAUUUCACCCGUCACUACCGUCCCAGCCAUUGGAGUGGUCGUGGCCUUGACAUCUGCGUGUACAAUCUUGUAAGCAAAUCCUUCAAACGCUUUUCUGAUGUUGACGUCAAGGGUCUCACGGAUGCUCGAUGGUUUCUCCCUGGGAUUUAGUUCUUGCCGUUUGGUCUUUUAGUUUCCUUUUAUUUAUGCUUCUGAAUAAAAAGACUUGCUUCCCUCUGUUGAAUCAUCAACUGGACAUUUAAAAUUUCUUCUAUUAAAAGUACUAGGAUUGGGAACCCCCGCGGUCCGCGGAGGAAAACGAUAUUAAAAUUUAAA
Messenger RNA from Raphanus sativus (radish), 1273 nucleotides. Its product is annotated as F-box protein At5g25290-like. Bases 68 to 1108 code for a protein of 346 amino acids. The record is from RefSeq and is a predicted model, not a curated record. NCBI's taxonomy places the organism in Eukaryota, Viridiplantae, Streptophyta, Magnoliopsida, Brassicales, Brassicaceae. The transcript has a single exon.